CAAAAACACGCAGAGAUGACGCAUCAGAAAAAUCAGCCGGUUGCAGAUCGCCGAAAAUCGAUCUCCGAUCGCCGUUUCAAGAAUGAGAAAAAGAGCUCAAGUUCCGAAAGUUUGGGUUUCUUUUCUGAAUCACCAAAGGACUGGAACGAUUUCGCUUCGAUCAUGGAGAAGUCGGACGAGAAUCUUCUCAGUGAAUCAGCUGAGAAUGGAAUUGAUUUAUUGAGUCCAGACACUUCACUUGCAUUGGCCACUGUUGCUUCAUCUGAUCUCUCCCCUCUGUCAUCAAUAACCAUGUCUGAUGAGCACGAAGAAGCUACAGACACAACUGAUCCAUCUACAACUAUGAAUUCAGAAACAGGGAGCUUAACUAGUGUUGAGGCAGAGCUAGUAGUGAAACUUCUUAACAGAGCUAUAAAGUCAAGAGGCACGAACUUGAAAACUAAGAAGGUUUUGGAUGCUUUGGUUAAUCUCGUUGUUGAAGAGUUCAUUCAGUUGCCUGAGGAGAAGGACAGCUUCAAUGAACUCAUGGCCAAAAAAGCCAAUCUUGUUGUUCUGAGCUUCUUGCUGUGGACCAUUGCAGUCUUUGCAGCUCUUUUCUUCUCUGGAAACCAACGAUCCUUCAGUGGAGCAAUACCACCAACCUGAAGGAUGUUUGCUGCUUGAUUAACUGAUAAAAAUCAGCUUUUUCUGCAGUCUUUACUUCUCCCACUGGAUGCAGGUGAAAACUGGAUGUUCUUGGGUUUUGAUAUGCUUUUACCUUUAGCUUGUGGCAUUAUAGCUACAGUAAGUCUGGAAGAUUUGAUAAUUGUGUAAAAAUCAGAUAAAGCAAAAUUUUGGAUUUAGUUAGAUUGCAUUGCCUCUUACUGGUUUACUGCACUGGAUGCAACACAUUUCUCUCCUGGAUAAGUGUAACAUGUGUCAUCCUUAAGAGUUCUACGUUGUAAUUUUCGAAUGUGAAUGUGCUUCCUUGCAGAAAAGCUGUAAGUAA
Coffea arabica (coffee) is the source of this 988-nucleotide messenger RNA. RefSeq lists its product as uncharacterized. Lineage: Eukaryota; Viridiplantae; Streptophyta; Magnoliopsida; Gentianales; Rubiaceae. The record is from RefSeq and is a predicted model, not a curated record.